GGCGUCUGAAGGGAAUCUUCAAGUGUUGUGCUCACGGUUCCAGUCGCGAGUCUCAGACCGCCACAGCUCAUUCCCUUCGUUUCACUACUUUUGAUACCCCUAUGAAGCGAUAAUGUCAGUCGUUUGCGCCCGCCAUGUUGGGCGCGCGCGGCUUCCAGCGCGAUACUCCCCGCCAACAACACUCCGCUCCGUACCCAACCGGCCAUUCUCUUCCUCCGGACCUCUCUUCGAUGCACAGCCGCGGCAAUCCUUUAGAUCCAGACUCAAUUCCGCGCUUAAGAACACAAAAAUAGAAUGGAAACCCAUACCGAUCGCUCUGGGAGUGACGUUCUUGGGAGCAUUCCAGCUCUAUCGCAUCCAACGGCGAGAGAAGCAUAUACAGAGCAAUGAGGGUGCAGAUAUUCCGAGGAAAAGGGAACGCAUCCGGCCCAGUGGACCAUGGACGGUCCAGGUCAUGUCGACGCUGCCCUUGAAAGCAUUGUCGAGACUAUGGGGCCGCUUCAAUGAGUUGACCAUUCCGUACUACCUGCGCGUUCCCGGCUUCAAGCUGUACGCCUUCAUCUUUGGUGUCAACCUCUCGGAAGUCGCCGAACCUGAUCUCCACACCUAUCCCAAUCUCGCGGCUUUCUUCUAUCGCACCCUCAAGCCCGGUGUCCGUCCUUUGGAUCCUAACCCCCAUGCCAUCCUCUCGCCUGCGGAUGGUAAGGUCAUCCAGUUCGGCCACAUCGAGAACGGGGAGGUAGAACAGGUCAAGGGCGUGACGUACAGCUUGGAUGCGCUUCUUGGAUCUGAGCGUCCAUCGCAAAAUGCCCCCAUUGCUGAUGCGCGCAUCGGCGCCAAGCACGAACACAUGAAAGUUGACCACGAGGACAUACUCCGUACAGACCAGGAAUUCGCCAAGGUCAAUGGCAUCACCUAUACCCUUCCUAAUCUCUUCUCGGGCCCGUGGCCGAAGCACGGGACGCCUUCCGAAAUGCCCUCCGACCAGUCCAUGCCGGCUGCUCCGUCAAUCGAGUCGGAAGUGCGUGCUGAUCUCGAGGGUAGCGAGGCAGCCGGUCCGUGGUGGGCACCAACAUCGGCAAAGACACCCACCGGGCUCUACUUUUGCGUCAUCUACCUCGCUCCGGGCGAUUACCAUCGAUUCCAUUCUCCCGUCUCCUGGGUUGUCGAAAGCCGCCGUCACUUUGCUGGUGAGCUCUACAGUGUAUCCCCUUACCUCCAGCGAACUCUCCCCGGUCUGUUUACUCUGAAUGAACGGGUCGUGCUACUUGGUCGUUGGCGCUGGGGCUUCUUCUCUUAUACGCCUGUGGGAGCCACCAAUGUUGGUUCCAUCAAAAUCAACUUCGAUCGCGAGCUCCGCACAAACUCCCUGACCACAGACACAGCAGCCGACCGUGCUGCUCAUGAGGCUGCCAAACGAGGGGAACCCUACUCUGGCUUUGCCGAAGCUUCAUACGUAAAUGCUAGCCGAGUCCUCAGAGGCCAUGCCCUCGGACGUGGAGAGGAAAUGGGUGGCUUCCAACUGGGCAGUACUAUUGUACUUGUCUUCGAGGCCCCGAAGGGCAGACGGCCAACCAUGGACGAAGGCGAGGGCCACGAAGGAGAACCAGAAGGGGGUCUUCGUUGGACCAUUACUGAGGGACAGAAAGUCAAGGUUGGCGAAGCGUUGGCCGUUGUAGAAGGGGAGGACUAAUGGCCCGCUCGACUGUAUAUUAAACUGUAUGGUUCACUUGUGCAGAUGUAAUCUAGCGAUGGUUCCAUGUAGCUAAGAAGUCAUUCAUAGUUGACUUGAGCUGCUUUCACAUUUCGAAGGUCCACAUCAUACUUCAAGCUAAAAUGGCAGUUGUACCCGAUGCCAAGUUAUCUGAUGGGGCAACGUUAACCGGC
Molecule: messenger RNA, 1887 nt
Organism: Westerdykella ornata
Lineage: Eukaryota; Fungi; Ascomycota; Dothideomycetes; Pleosporales; Sporormiaceae
Product: phosphatidylserine decarboxylase
Exons: 3
Coding region: 113-1693 (526 amino acids)
Biological process (GO): phosphatidylethanolamine biosynthetic process
Cellular component (GO): mitochondrion
Molecular function (GO): phosphatidylserine decarboxylase activity
Source: RefSeq, a predicted model, not a curated record